This is a messenger RNA of Monodelphis domestica (gray short-tailed opossum), 5199 nucleotides long. NCBI's taxonomy places the organism in Eukaryota, Metazoa, Chordata, Mammalia, Didelphimorphia, Didelphidae. The record is from RefSeq and is a predicted model, not a curated record.
CAACUGAAUACAUACGCAGAUUUAUAGAGUAACUUGAAAAUAAUCACAGAGGAAAGCCACUUGCAUUAAAAGGGACCUGGAAAGGACUUUUACAGAACUGGAAUACGAGCCUGAAGGAAGAUAAGUCAGGAGGCAAAGAAAGGGGUGAGAACAAUCCAGCCACUGAGGACAGUCACUGUAAAGGCACAGAAUAUAAAAGAGAAUGUGAGAGAGACUAAAAAUGGAAGGCUAAAAGGAAGCAAGGACUAGAUUGAAAAGGGACAAAAAAUGGUUUUAUAUUGGAUCCUGGAAGGAAUAGAAAACCAUUAAUUUAUUGAAUAUGGUAUGUAUGAAACAGUGUGAUCUGUACUCUAGGCUCAUUUUGUCAGCUCACUGGAGGGAGGACUGGAGUGGGGAGAAAAUUAAGAAGGAACAUCAACCAGAAAGCUACUGCAAGGGGAAAGUGAUGAGCGCCUGCAUCAGAGUGGCAGUGCGACUAGAGAAGUGAACUUAUAUGAGAGCUGUUGCAACGGUAGAAUCAAUAGGACUUGAUAACAUUGGACAGAGGUAAAAGGUGAAUCGGUAUUCUGCUGUUCUGUGGAGCCUCUUACUUCCACCAACUCCUAUGUCAUCAGAUAGUGAUGCUUCUCUUUCUACUUAUGAUGAGUCUUCAGGAUCAAAAUUUGCCCGAAAAGCUAAGGAGGCACCAUUUGUCCCAAUUGGAAUAGCAGGUUUUGCAGCUAUUGUUGCAUAUGGAUUAUACAGAUUGAAAGGCAGAGGGCAUACUAAAAUGUCUGUCCACCUGAUUCACAUGCGUGUGGGAGCUCAAGGCUUUGUAGUAGGAGCAAUGACUGUUGGGAUGUUGUAUUCCAUGUUUCAGGAAUACUGGGCCAAACCCAAACCUUAGGAAGAAAGAUGCUGUCUUCACGCUGAUGAUGUUUUAUAGAGCUGGAUGCCUCACAUUGAGGUUACUUAUGUUAAAAAAUCAUUUAGGGGUACGUGGUUCUAAAAAGCAGCACAUGUCAGACACAAUCAUGAUGUUUUAAAGAUUGGAUUUUUUUUCAUGGAGAUUUUACUGUUUCCCAAGUAAUGCAAAACCUUCUAUCCAAGCGUUUAUUAGGAGAGCUAAGUUAGUGCAAAAUGAACUAGUCAUUGAAAUUUCUUUGGAUGAUAUGUUAUAUUCAGGUUCCCCAAGUCUUAAAAAAUUGAUGCUCCAAGUAGCUCCUAUUGCUUUAACAUGUAGCCUCUUUUGGGAUAUAAUAUGGGAAGUUCUUUAGCACAGGUCAGUCAACACUUCCUUAGGUAGGAUGGUGGAAACACCAUUGUCUAGGGCUGGUUGGCUUUAACUAGGGCCAAAAGAACAUCUGUUAGAAGAACAUGAAAUAAAAUAUUCUAGCAAGAGUUUUCUUCCCCAUUACAACCUGUUUGUAUUUAAGGUGAGCCUGGAAAAGUUGUUUGUUAACGAGGCUACUUAACACAGUGGUAUUUAUUAUAAUGUUAAUAAAACAUGAGAAUAACAUCCCAAAUAUUUUUGCUGCUGUUACAUUGAAAUUGUUCUUUAAAUACCAUAUGUUUUAUAUGUAUUUGAAGUGCUUGUUUAGCAGUAAAGAUAGAGAACUUUAAAAAAAAAAAAACAUUGGACAGAGAGGGUUUGUGAGAAUGAGGAAUUGAGAAUGGCAUCUAGAUUUUGAAUCUUAUUAUUAGAAAGAUAUUGUUGUCUUUAACAGUAAUAGAAAAGUGAGGAAGAAGGUGUUCAGAGAGGUUUCUUAAUUUCUCCCUUUUCUCUUUAAGAGGCAAGGGAGCAAAAAGAUGUCUAAGUAAGAGCCCCCCUUCUGUGCAGGUUGUCAGUUGAUGACAAUUGGGAGGGUUGGUAGGUGAGUUGCAGGCUGUUGAAAGGAACUGGAGUCUCUGGGUCCCCUGGGGAGAGGAGUGUGUCUGUUUCUGACUCUCUCUCUGAGACUGGUGGUUUUUGACUAAUUGACAGUUGUGGAUAAAGAAAACAGAUUUAAAGCCUUAAUAGCCUUAUUGAUUAAUGCUUAUUGAUUAACUUAGAUAGGUAGUUAGAUUAGUGGAUAUAUUAUUAGAUAAACAGAGUAGAUAGAUAGGCCAGACUUGGCUGGGCAGAAGACAAUGCCCUUGAAGACACAUAGAUUUAGGGAUUUAUUUUAGAAAUUUUUAGCUAGAAUUGGGAUCUUUGGUAUAGGUAUAAGAGUUCUCUUACUUUCCUCCUUUCUAUUUCCUAUCUGAACUUUCCUCAAAAUAAACUAAGUGCUUUACCAAAGUGCUCUCCUAACUUUUGUUCAAACUUCUACCCCAAAUUUUAACCCUUAGCAAAGGGAGGGCUUAAGAAAGGGAUAAUGAGUUGAAUUUUAGAUAUUUUCAGUUGAAGAUGAAUAUAGUAAGUUCAAAAUGAUAUGCUCAAUAGUUAGGUGGAUAGUCAUAUUUGUAUGUUGGCCAAAAGGUUAGAGCUAAAUAAAUGAAUCUGAAAAUUAUUUACAUUUAAAUGAUAAUUUAAUUCAUCCAUGCCUCCUAACUUGCAAUAGAUGUUGGUGAAUAAAUUUCAAUUAAAUUCAUGGUAAUGUCUUUGCUUGUGCUCGUCAUGAGCAUCAUUCAAUAAGAUGACCAAAUUUCCUAUAAAAUGGUGAUUCUGGUUACCUUUGAGCACAUGAUGAAAUGAUCUCUGUCAACUCCUUUAUCAUGCCAAAGAAAACCUUCAAAUCAUAUUUUCAUUUAAUUGCAACUUUCUGCUAAAGUGCAACAUAGUAUAGUAGAAAUAAUCAAUCAACAAGCAUUUAUUUAGCUUCUACUGUGUGCUAAGCAUAGCAAUCCAUAUAAAGAGCAUUUAAUUUCCAAUCCUACUAUUUCCACUUAUUUGGGCAAGUCACAAACUCUUAGACCUUGGAUUUCUCAAAUAUGAAAUAUAUUGGAUUAGAUGACCUUUAAGGUCUUUUCCAGUUUUAAAUCUAUAAACCCAUCAUCAUAUGUUUUGAUUAAUUUCUCCUAGUAGCAUAACAGCUUGUUGAACAUUGGACAAAGAUCUUAUAUGUAAAUACUAAUGUACAAAUUAACUUUGUAGAUAUUUUAAAGACUUUCAAUCUUUUGCCACCUUUUUCAACUAUCUGAUACCAACACUAGAAAUACAAAAAGAUUCAAUAGAAAUCAAUACCACUGUGUAUUUUGAUUUGUUUCAUGGGCUGCCAUGAGCAAUAUAUUACUGUAUAGCCAGUAUAGUGGUGAGUCUCAACCUAUGCCUAGUUGUCUUAAAACAGAGCUAGGCUAUCCUGAUCUAAAAGUCUUUCCAGUUGAUUAAACCUAAUUCUAAACUCUGCUGAUAUAACCUUUAGCAAUUCUGAGUCAUCUCAGUUCCAUGAUGAGGCAUGAGAGUGGGACUUUUGUGAAGGACUCUAAUGUAUUCAUCAUUUAUUAUUUAGUAUUAUAGUUAUUUAUAUUUGUGUUUUACAUUUCUGAAUGUAAAUUACAUGGAGACAGAGUCCUUUCUAAAAAUUUUACUCCCCCAGCAUCAGAACAGUUUUCUAAAUUCAGUACAUAUUUAAUGCUACUUAUUUAUUUAAUAGAUUGGAAACAUUAGAAAUGUAGGGAGAAUCCUACUUUAAAUCUUUUUAAAAUGUUAAGGAGUUAAAGAAAUAUACACACAUAUAUCUCCAUAUAUAUAUACAUGCAUUUAUAUAUAUGAGCACACAUAUGUAUAUAAAACAAAGGAUGGAACUAAAUUAAAAUUAGAGAAUUAUUGAAAAUGAAUGUAGUAAAAAAAUAAUGGGCAUAAAAAACUUUGAAAUAACAUUUUAGGGAAAGAGAAAAACUAAAGAAAAAAUUAUAAAAUAAAAUAUUUCUUGAAGUAAAUUUUAAGUUAAAAAAAGGUCAGAAGAACUAUGCUUUUCAAAUAUUGUUCCAAAUUAGAAUUGUGAAGAAUUUGCCUGUUGUUUUAACUAAGAUACAUAUUUCAUUUUGUUGUCAAAUUUAUUUUUUAACAUUUUAACAUUUGUCUUCCAUCUUAGAAUCAAUACUGUGUAUUUAUUCCAAAGAAGAAGAGUGAUAAUGACUAGGCAAUGGGGGUUAAAUGACUUGCCCAGGGUCAGAGAGGUAGGAAGUGUCCUAGUUCAAAUUUGAACCCAGUACCUCCUAUUUAUAGGACUGGCUCUCAAUCCCCUGAUCCAUCUAGCUGCCUCUUGUUAUACAAUUUAAAAAACACAUUAUGGGGCAGGGGGGCAGCUGGAUGACUCAGUGGAUUGAGAGUCAGGCCCAGAUAUGGGAGGUUCUGAAUUAAAAUCUGGCCUCAGACACUUCCCAGAUGUGUGACCCUGGGCAAGUCACAACCCCCAUUGCCUAGCUCUUCCCACUCUUCUGCCUUGGUGCCAAGACAGAAGAUAAGGGUUUAAAAAUAAUAAUAAUAAAAACAAAAAACAAAAACCACAUUAUGACUAAUAACUUCUAAAAAAGGAAUUGACUCAUGAAGUUUCUUGGUACUUUCAAAAUUAGUAACUACCAAGUCUGCAUUUCAUUUUGGUUUCUGUAGACUGUCUUUAAUCAAUGCUUAUUAGAAGUUUCUUUUAAUCAUAUUAUUCUAUGAAUUGAUGCACAAACUUAAAAAAUAGGUAAACUCUUGGUCCCACGUGUUUAUCUUUUUACUAAUAUUCUCAUUUCCUUAUUAUUAUUAUGAUGCAACUUCUAAAGUGCAGGUGCAUAAUACAUGCUCAAUAAAUAGUGACUCAUUUUCUUUCAUUUGGGGGGGUUCGAGAAUCUAAAUCUUUACCUUCAAAAACUUGGAAACUUGCUUUUCAAACCUGUCUCCAAAGCAACUAUCUAAGUUAUUCUGGCACAGACCAUGGAUUAUUGGAACAGAAAUUGAUUGUGCCAAUAAUUUGGCCGUUUUGUAAAGGAAAAAAAGUACUAGAGGAGCUGAAUGCUUAAAUCACCUCAGUGAAACCAAAAUAACAGCGCCUCUUUUACACAUUCUCUGCCAACACCUUUAUCUUUUUACUGGGCGGAUCAAGCUGUUUGCCAUAUGCGUGAUAUUUAGCCAUUUCAGCUGCCCAAGAUUGGACUGAAUGGCACCCACACACCCAAAUGGCUACAGAUUUUCUAUCUUCAAACUAAAUUGAAUAACAUUUAUUACAAUUACAGAUGAAAGGUAAACACUCCCUUUCCUACAACACACUUCAAUGGCAAAGACCAUAAAUUACUUCAUGAACCUCUUUCUUU